Molecule: messenger RNA, 2989 nt
Organism: Ctenopharyngodon idella (grass carp)
Lineage: Eukaryota; Metazoa; Chordata; Actinopteri; Cypriniformes; Xenocyprididae
Product: legumain-like
Exons: 11
Coding region: 1888-2676 (262 amino acids)
Biological process (GO): vacuolar protein processing
Molecular function (GO): cysteine-type endopeptidase activity
Source: RefSeq, a predicted model, not a curated record
GAUCAUAUUUAACAAGGGUGCCAAUAAUUCUGGAGUUGCCUUUAUCUGUUCAGUGUGUAAUCAAGAGGUGUGUAAUGAGGUUUUGUUCUAGAACAGAAGAUGCUGCCAAUACAGUAAAUGUUCUCAAUGUAUCGUAUGAUUGAAUCAAUACUGAAGGAAUCUAUUUUGAUUUUAAAUGAAGGGUGAGUUACAGUCAUUUGCCAGGCUCCACCAUGUCAAGGUCUCUGUUUACAGUCUCACAUGGCAUACUGUAAUAAAAAAAAAAUACCUGUAUUUGAUACAACAAUUACCUGCCAUCUGAUCAUCAGUCAUUGACUGUUUCCUCUCCCUUCUACUCUAUUCUGCUCUAUUUGGUAACACUUUAUAACAAGUAUAUGGUAAUAAAGUACUUACAAAUCAUUUUCAAGCCAUUAGUUUAUAGUUUAUUUAUAGUUUAUAUUUUGUAAAUAGUGAUUUAUUCAUUCAUUGUCACUGUAAUUUACAAAUGAUUAUUAAUUAAUUAUAAAAUAAUUUUUUGUAUGCUUUGUAUCCUAACCCUAACUCUAACUGUACUUUUAACAAUGUGAUCUCAAGAGUAUGCACUGUAAAAUAUAUAUGUUUUAUACAUUGUGUGGUUUACAUGUAGAAACAUAUUUUGUUUUUGGUCUGAUUUGUGCUCAUUUAUUAAGAAUUACAUCAUGCCCAGCUUUCAACUGUUGAAAAUGGAAAUGCUUCAAUUGCUCUUAUUUUUAUAUAUGUAUAAAAAAAUAAAGUGUUUCCCCCUGUUUCAUAGACACAAUGAUUGUUAUACUGUACAAUAUUAUAUCCCCUACCCAUCACAGGAAACCUUCUGCAUUUACAAUCGUUAACUGCAUUCCAUUUUGACACAAUCUUGUCAAGUGCUUAAUAAAUCACCAAAGAAACAAAGUAAAAUUUUGACCUGAAGUGAUUCAUUUGUCAUGAAUGUGCGUGGGACAGGAUCUCAUCUUAGUUUCAUCUGACACUUUCAUGUAACACCAUUCAUGUCUUUUAAUCUUUUACAUUUCAAGAGAAAGUAUGUCAAAACAUGUACAUUUGAUGUCAUUGAAUUGAAGUCAUUUAAUUCUUUAAUUUGUAAUGUUUUUUUUUUCUUUUACAUUUUUUUUUUUUUUUUUUGGUAAUAUUUUUUUGUUACAUUCUACCAAACUAGUGUUAAGAGAUAAUAAAAAUGCUACAUGUUUUUAAAUGUUUAAGAAUAUCUUCAUUAGACUUAUACAAGAAGUCAAGUCACCUUCAUUUCUAUAGCGCUUUAUACAAUACAGGUUGUUUCAAAGCAGUUUUACAGUGAUCAACAGGAAAAUAAUAACGCAAACAGCUCUGCUGUAAAGCAGCUCUAAAAAGAAAACACGAAGUCAGUUCAGUUCGAUUGAAAAGAAUUAAUAAAAUCAGCUCUGCAGAAAACAGGGAUGUCAUAAAUCAGCUCAGUUUAAUUCUCAUGAAAUAGUGUAGUGUAAUAAGAGAAAAAAAUCUGACUGUAAACUCACUAUUACACAAUAAAUAAAUGAAAUAAAAAUUAUGUGACCAUUUUUUUUAACAAAUUCAUAAAUAUAUUUUGUAUACAGUAACUAAAAAAUUCAAAAUUGAAUUAAUAUUUUUUUCCUGAUAAUAGAUGACACAUGAAAAAAGGGGAGCAGCAACUUUUCCCCUUCAACUGCCAUCGAUUGUGUAAAUAUGAAAACAUUGCAUAAUAUGAAAUACAUAUUCUCACCAGCAUAAACUCUCCACCAAUGAGUCUCAAAUGAAAGCAAUAAACUGCCUAUAUAAAGACAGAGACUGUCUGACUAAAACCACCAGAAAUCGACAGGACAAGCACACAGGAACUCCUGAUACUCAACGCAGAUUCCAAUAGACUUUGAAAAAGCUCAAGAAAUGUCUGGAAAAAAAUGGAUUCUCCUUGUCGCCGGCUCAAACGGCUGGCAAAAUUACAAACACCAGGCCAAUGUGUGCGGUUUAUAUCAGAUAAUUAAGAAACAAGGAAUUCCUGAUGAGCAGAUCGUGAUGAUGAUGUUUGAUGACAUCGCUUACAAUCACAAAAACCCAGCUAAUGGAGCCAUUGUCAGUGUAGUUGAUGAUUCAAACGUGUACCUCGGAGUUCCGAAGGACUACACUGGAAAGGAUCUGACCCCAGAGAACUUCCUGGCUGCUCUUCAAGGGCAAAACACUGCAAGCAAAAAAGUCAUAAAAAGUGGAAGAGAUGACAACAUCUACAUCUACAUGAGUGGUCUGGGAAACGAAGGCACGUUUGAAUUUCCUGAGAAGUCACUUUCUUCUGCUGAUCUCAUUGGAACGAUCAAGAACAUGCACGCUGAAGACAAAUUUUCAAAGAUGGUGAUAUACAUGGACAGCAGUUAUUCUGGAACAAUGUUCAAAGACCUUCCCAAGGAUGUAAACGUCUUUGCGUUGACUUCAUGUGAUGAAAAUAUCGAAACCUGUCCCACUAAUUUCGAUAAAUCCAGGGACGUCUUCCUCUCUGAUAAAUUCUCAUCUACUUGGUUGAAUUACCUUAAUAAGGCUGAUUUUGAAACAGAAACAUUCCAUGAUCUGGUAAAGACUAAACAAUCUAAAUAUCUUGAAGAAAACCCUGAAGGACCCUGCCCCUGCCAGUUUGGGGACGCGGGAAUCACUAAUUGUCACCUCAGUGAUUUUCUGAAAAAGUGAACAACCUACAAGCUGUUCAAACCUUGUUCAAGAAAACAUCCUGCUGAGGCUCAUGCAAAUGAUAAUAGUAAUUAAGAGUAUCCUGAUUAACUUUUUUGCUAGUUUCUUGUUCUGACUUAUAGCUUUAUGAUUAAAAUUAAAUUGAUUGCAAAAUAGCAUACACUAUUUAUUUUUUUUUAUUUUUUCUUCUUAUAUUCUUAUGUUCACCAAGGCUGGAUUUGUUAGGUCAAAUAUAGAGCCUAAAACAGUAAUACUGUGAAAUAUUGUGAAAGAAAAAAAUAAAUAAAUAAAACUGGGAAAAAGGUUAAAAGUA